Molecule: messenger RNA, 2857 nt
Organism: Exophiala mesophila
Lineage: Eukaryota; Fungi; Ascomycota; Eurotiomycetes; Chaetothyriales; Herpotrichiellaceae
Exons: 2
Coding region: 102-2597 (831 amino acids)
Cellular component (GO): cytoplasm
Source: RefSeq, a predicted model, not a curated record
AAACUCCCUUACACUUCCAGGUUCAUCCGCAUCCUUACUCUGCCUCCAUCCAAGGCCAUCGCCUCAUCGCGGCUGCCCCGCGGCCAGUCUCCAGUCACAACAUGGACACCAAUCCUCUGCGUACCUUCGCGAUUCCCGUUGAACCCAUCCAGUUUUCCACCACCCCCGUCGUGAACCAUGCCACAUCUUCCAAGACCCGCGGAUCUAAGACAGGGUCCGCGCCCACCGUGCCCUCUGGCUACGCGGAGCAGACAGAACAGUCAGACUCAUCGGCGUCGGCCACCAGCCCAAGCGCAGAUCCAGACACCCAAGAUCUAACACAACAAGAUGGAGAAACUCCCUCACGAGCGUCGGUCAAGAACACAGCCGCGGACCAGAACGGUUCCACUGAAACGCAAAUCAUUCCCAAUGCUGCCGCACCCUCGACACCCAUGAAUCCUCAAUACCCGAAUCAAUCCUCUGGCAACCAACCCCAUUUAAUACCCUCCUUUACUCCCCGCUCAACGCCUUCUGGCUCACUCUAUCAGAACCUUAGUUCCACCGGUAGCAGUCUCAUUUGGAAGAACUCUACCUCAUCCCUACCUAAUGGCACACCGCGCCAACUCUCAAAACAUUCACAGGUCUACACAACCCCAAAAGGCGUUAUCCGCGCUGAUCCUUGGACCUCCAAGCAUAAUGAUCCAACUACGACCCCAGGGAGCGUUGCGCCAACAGAGCCUGAGAACCCCGGCCCAGUUAAUCCUUUCAGUGACACCUUCCCUCUGGUCUUAGACCCUCCUGACCUCGAUGAAUGGCGGCAUAAGCUCUUCAAUGUGACGGACACGCUAGUUCUGUCUGAGGAAGAAUACCUCACCUAUUUCCCUCACGUUGACAAUGUCUAUUCCCACCGCUCCACCCAAAGAUACAAGCGCAAAGCAUUUGUUUCGCACUACUGGGACUGUCGAUUGAAGGGUCGUCCAAGUGGAACCCCCAAGAGUGACGACCCCAACAAGAAGAAGAGAAAGCGUCAGGCUCGUGAGCGCGAUCUUUGUGAUGUUAAGAUCAAAAUCACCGAGUAUUUCUCCGCCGAGGAGGCUGCAAAACAAGGUCUUCAUACUGGAACCAGCGAUAUGCCACCCUUGUUUAAUGGCAACAUUGCCCCCGAACUACUGGGCGAUUCUUCCGGCACUGUCGCGGUCCCUCCAACCAACGACGAGGACCAUGAUCUGACCAUUGUCCUGGAGGAUGGUAGCAACAAUCCCACCAAUCCCACCGACAAUUUCGGCCUUUUGGAACUGCCUCGCAAAUUUCCAAAAGGCCACCCUGGUGCAGAAGGCAAAAGAUGGUUUGCAAUUCAGCGAGUGCGUGGGAAUCCAGGCGGUGGAGCCCUUAGCGAGCAGAAGCGGAAUUCAGUGAAUGGGGCCAACGGCAUGGAUGGCGGCGAAGAUGAAGACGGGGACACCAGCAUGUUGGAUCCCAACAUGGCCGCUGAUUCAAAUCACAAACACAGCCUGGAAGACAGUGAUCGCAUCAAGAAAAACAGCAUCGAAAGAUGGAUCAUCAAGGAGGAGAAGGAAAAGAAGAGACUCAGUAAACUCAACGCAAACGCGCCCCCUCCCAAUCCAAAUCAAACAGCCGCCACCGAAUCCAUUACACCGACCUUUCGUGCCAGUGGCAUGGCUUGGGUCACAGCACGUUCGCAUGCUCAACCCGCAUCAUCUAAAAUCACCUUCUUUGCCAACGGUUUCUGCCCCUUUGCACAGCGAGUCUGGAUUGCUCUGGAGCUCAAGGGUAUCCCUUACCAGAUGGUGGAAAUCAUGCCAGACCACCUGGACAAAUUUCGACCCGCAGAGAUGUUGGCCGUGAAUCCUGAAGGCAACAUCCCCUGCAUCAAGCAUGGAAACUGGGCGAUUUGGGAAAGCGGCGUGAUACUGGAGUACCUGGAGGAUUUGUCUAUGGGACAUCCCUUGUUACCUCUAGCGAACCCGCAAUUACGGGCGCAUUGCCGACUAUGGACGGACCAUAUCAACCGAAAGAUCCUCCCGAGUUUCUACAGCCUCUUGUUGACGCCCCCACCGAGUCCGCAAAGCCAGCUGGAUGGAUUCGACGAGGAGGGUGAUUUCCAGACAAGGAGAAACACGGCACAACACACCAUGUUAGUGGCAACACUACAGGAGAACAUUACUUCUCUGGUCAAUGCCAGCCAUGCGACGGGCCCAUUCUUUCUGGGUAACGACCUCGGCUAUGUCGAUGUGGUUUUCGCACCGUGGAUCAUCCGUUUGUCGCGAGUGCUUUCAUACUAUCGCAACUUCCCCCGUCCAGAAGUGGGCACAAGAUGGCGUCGAUGGGUUGAUGCUAUCGAAGGAGACGAGCGAAUUCGCCGAACAAUCAGUGACGAGAAUUCCUACCAUGGUGUCUAUCGUGGCGUGGGCGAAGAUGGCUGGGACAGCUUCACCAAACCAGUGGGUGAUGAAGACGGCAUUGAAAAGCCGAAAGCGAUCGUGGAAAUUGAUUAUGCCAAACGCGUGGUUGCUCAGGAAGGUUUUGGUCUUGGAGGCGACGUUUGGGGUCAUCUUGGUGUCAAUGAGGGAGACGCAGAGAAGAGACUAACGGCAUAAUUGGUGACAUGGAGGACUUGGUCAGUCAAAAGGACUUGGACGCUGUCGGUGUGAAUGUAACAAACACCAUCAUUCUGUACAUCAUAAAAGUUCGUAGGGAGGAAGCUGAAGCUGAAGCUGCGAUUUGACUUGGCUUAGCUUGCCUCUCUUGAGAAUUGGUCGAAUAUUUCCGACUGAAAUAUUCGAGUUUAAUCAUCCUCUCCACCGUCUAGAAAGGAUACCGGAUGUUAUAUCCAGCUAAGACGCCUCGGUAAUGGAAG